This is a messenger RNA of Daucus carota subsp. sativus, 1439 nucleotides long. Its product is annotated as F-box/kelch-repeat protein At2g44130. The record is from RefSeq and is a predicted model, not a curated record. Gene Ontology annotation, biological process: regulation of phenylpropanoid metabolic process; negative regulation of cytokinin-activated signaling pathway. The coding region runs from base 180 to 1205 and encodes 341 amino acids. Lineage: Eukaryota; Viridiplantae; Streptophyta; Magnoliopsida; Apiales; Apiaceae. The transcript has a single exon. Gene Ontology annotation, molecular function: protein binding.
GUGUAAUAAUUGAAUCGCAACUCGCAAGUGCGCAACCUAGCUUGACUAUAAAUAAGUAAAGUGACCCAAGGGGCCUUGAUACAAACAUCACAAACUAAACUAUUAUAUCCUCUCUACUGCGACUACUACUUUUUACAUACACUCUCCUUUUCUUAUCCAAAACCUUCUAGAACAAAACCAUGUCUCAGCUAUUCACUGAGUUAAUACCGAGUUUACCCGAAGAUAUCGCGCUCGAGUGCUUGACUCGCUUACAUUUCUCUGCUCAUCGGGUCGGCUCUCAAGUCUGUAACCGUUGGAGAGAGCUGCUCCAGAGUAAGGAGUUCUAUUAUCACAGGAAGCAAGCGGGUCAGACCCGGAAGAUGGCUUGUUUGGUUCAGUCACUCCCGAGUCCGACCGAGUCGACUCGGACGAAACCCGCUGGGCAGCCGAGUUACGGCGUUUCCGUUUUCGACCCGGUUUUCAUGUCCUGGGACCGGGUCGACCCGGUCCCGAAGUACCCGGACGGGAUCCCUCUGUUCUGCCAGCUGGCAAGCUCGGAAGGCAAGCUGGUGUUGAUGGGCGGGUGGGACCCGGUGAGCUGGGAGCCCGUGAAGGACGUGUUCAUGUACGAGUUCACCACCGGGAGGUGGACCCAGCGUAAAGACAUGCCGUCGAGCCGCUCAUUCUUCGCCGUCGGAGCCAAAGACGGGAAAGUCUACGUGGCGGGCGGGCACGACGAGAGCAAAAACGCGCUGAAGAGCGCGUGGGUGUACGACAUAUGCGGCGACGAGUGGAGCGAGUUGAGUCCGAUGAGCGAGGAGCGAGACGAGUGCCAGGGGGUUAUAAUUGGGAACGAGUUCUGGGUGGUGAGCGGGUACGAGACGGAUGGGCAGGGCGAGUUCAAGAGCAAUGCGGAGGCGUUUGAUAUGGAGACGAGCGAGUGGAGACGAGUGGAGGAGGCGUGGAUGGCGAGUCAGUGUCCGAGGUCGUGUGUUGGGGUGGGGAAGAAUGGGGGCUUCAUGUGUUGGGCUGAGUGUGACUCGGCUGUACGAGUUGGGGCGUGUGGGGUCAGUUUGGGUGACUGCAGCUUGGUCACUGGUUCAGAGUACCAAGGGGCCCCUCAAGCCUUCUUUCUUGUCAAUGGGCAGAUUGGUAAAUUGCUCAAAAUUGAGGUUCCUAGUGAUUUUUCUUCCUUCGUCCAAUCAGGUUGCUGUGUCGAAAUCUAGAUGUCGUUAGUUCCGAAUCCGAUCCCAUGGCAGCGCCAACUUUUUUCGGAAAUGGAGUAACUGAGGUUUCGGGUUGACCCGAUUCUUGUUCGGGUUUUCCCUCGGGAACAUCUUGUUUGGGCUGCGUUUCUUUUUGUUUUUUCUGCUUUUGUUUAUAUAUAUAUACACACCAUAUCUUUCUUUUGUACUGUAUGAUAGUAUGAUUAAUAUGAAUAUCAGAAUAUAAUUAAAUUA